GGUGCAACUCCAUGCAGUCGCAUCAUGCAAUAUCAAAAACAGUUUCACAGAUAAUAGAAGAUCUUCGAUAUUAUCCCACUUCAAUAGAGCAAUUACGGGAUGUCGCUUACGAUAUUUUCACAGAUCCUGUGUCUGUUUACCCCGGAGUACCUAGCGAAGUAAUUUAGUUUUGAAAGUUGCUGAAGCAAGUUUGCUAGUAUUCAGCAUUACUCUUUCUGGUGAUGGUAGUUCGUCCCAGAUUGCUUUUACUGCAAUGGUAAUCUCCCAGGGGCUGUAACGUUUGGAAAAGUAAAUUCAAUGCUGGCUUGAGCCAUCCCAGCUUGUCUUGGGCAUGGCAUCAUAUAUACACAGGAGCCAUUAUAAUUCUCCCAAGACCAUCAAGUACGUCCUCUUUUCUUUACUAAUAGCGGUGGGUCCCAAACGGUGAAGCAACAACUCUGCAUAGCAACCUACCGAAAGUACGACCAAAGAACUCACGAUCUUCGCAAUGACAGUUCCGCUCACAGAGAAGGGCCAGCAAUUGCUCGGGGUCUUGUGGAUGGAAGUCGUCCUUUCAUUGUGCUUUAUUGGUCUCCGGUUGUAUACGCGCAAAUUUAUUGGUGGUGCGCCAGGUGUAGAUGAUUAUCUUUUGAUACUGAGCUGGGCUUUAAUGACAGCUUUCGCGGCAUGCAUAUCCCGAUCAGUAGCAUAUGGCAUGGGAACACACGCGGCAGCAUUGACUGUUGCGGAUAAUUCUCAUGGCAUAUUAUGGCUUCUAAUAGGCCAGUUUAUCAUUGCAAUUGCUAUGGGAAUAAGCAAGUGUGCUGUAGCAGUCUUUUUACUACGAAUUGUGAACCAAACAUGGCAUAAAAUAUUACUGUACUUUUGGAUUGUGACUAUCCUGGUAUUGAGUUUCUUGCUAGCCAUUGCUGUGUUUGCGCAAUGUACUCCAGUUCAGUCUAUCUGGGAUCCUACUGUUGAGGGUACCUGCACGCUGAGUUUGACUGUUAUAGCGAAAGUUAUGUGCUCUUGGUCUGCAGCGAUGGACUUCUUCCUUGCGGGCUUCCCUUGGGUGGUAAUCUGGGGUCUCAAUAUGAAGCAAAAAGAAAAGAUCACCAUUUGUGUUUCUUUGAGUCUGGGUAUUCUUGCUGGUAUAUGCGGUGUAGUCCGCACAACAACCUUGGAUGCUCUUAUGGAGACUUCUGAUUAUCUAUAUGCUGUUAGUGAUUCCGUCAUGUGGACCAUGUCCGAGCUUUGUGCUACUGUUAUCUGCGUCACCAUUCCCGCCCUUCGACCCCUCUACAACCGGAUAACAGGAGGAAGUUCAACUGGCGGGCCUUAUCAAAACUACGACUACGGCAACCACAAGUCUGGAGCUGGAGCUGCAGCUGGCGACUAUAAUUUAAAAUCUUUGAACCGAGGAAACAAGGAGACAACUCAUUACGGUGUCGAAGUAACUCGAGGAGGCACGGAUAACGAUACUGAUAGCGAUACUUGCAUUCUCACACCACCAACAGCAGAUGAUCUGAAAGAUGGUGGAAUUCAGCGCCAUCGUGAGGUUACGGUUACUUACGAAGACGGGAUGAGUGCGACUAGCAGUAAGCAGCAUGUCUAGACCAGCAACCGGAUAGUUACUGCUUUGUGUUAAUAUUGUUUGGAUAUGCGAAAGAUACCAAUUUGUGAUUAGUACGGUCGAGUUCAAGGACAGUUUUUGCUUCUCAGACUUUAUGGGCAAUAGUCUGGUGUACAUCAGCUCUGUACGAUCCUGUAAGCUUUUGGCGUUUAUGAAAGGGUUUGUAAAAGUAUUGGAGGGGUCUCAAGGCCAAUUGUUUUCGUCAAUUCAUAUAGAACCUUAAUCGAAGGAAGAAAUUUGCCUCA
Botrytis cinerea B05.10 is the source of this 1857-nucleotide messenger RNA. RefSeq lists its product as hypothetical. The transcript is spliced from 6 exons. The record is from RefSeq and is a predicted model, not a curated record. Bases 488 to 1594 code for a protein of 368 amino acids. Lineage: Eukaryota; Fungi; Ascomycota; Leotiomycetes; Helotiales; Sclerotiniaceae.